Messenger RNA from Ctenocephalides felis (cat flea), 598 nucleotides. RefSeq lists its product as uncharacterized. NCBI's taxonomy places the organism in Eukaryota, Metazoa, Arthropoda, Insecta, Siphonaptera, Pulicidae. Bases 135 to 461 code for a protein of 108 amino acids. The record is from RefSeq and is a predicted model, not a curated record. The transcript has 2 exons.
ACGUGAAUAUAUAUGAAACACAUGUUGUCUUAAACAACACACAUUCACAAUUGAGAACGAAUGAAUCAUUUCGAUUGAGAUUGCAUCCAGGGCAUCACACAGGAGAUUCUAUUUUAGAGCAGCUUAAAAUUGGCAUGGUAUCUCAGAUGGCAUUGGACUACAUGCAUCUCGUGUGUUUAGGUGUCACCAAAAGAUUGUUAAGUCUGUGGGUGAAAGGUUCGAGAGAUGUCCAAUUAGAUAACAAAGCGACUGAAAGGGUAAGUGAAUUUUUGGUAAGUUAUAAAAAAUGUGUAACUCCUGAGUUUUCUAGGUUACCAAGAUCUCCUAAAGAUGUUAACUAUUGGAAGGCCAACGAGUUCAGGCUAUAUGGAGCUGGCCGGAUGACUUACAACACCCACAAUUUGAUACAUCUUCCGGCUGAUGUGAUGAAUUUCAAAUGUAGCUUAGAUCGGUUCAGCUGAUUUCCUUUUGAAAGCUAUUUCAAGAAGGUACAAGAUAAGCUGCAGAACUCGCCGAAACCUAUCCACCAGCUGGUCAACAGAAUGACUGAAGAGGAGAUGCUUGAAGCAAUCUUUGCUAAUGAGCAGAGAUAUCCAAA